GCGCGGGGCCCGGGGAGCGGCCGGAAGAGCGGACCGCGGCGGGGGGAGGCCUUUGGGCGGUGCACGGCGUCGGCGCCCCCCCGGCCUUCCGCGCUCGGGCCUCGGUCCCUGGGGGCGGUGGGCAGGCCCCGGGCCCCAGUCGCUGGUUCCUUCGCCGGCCCGGAGGCCGGGAGCCCACACACUGUCCCGUGAGCGGAGGCGGGCGGCGGCGGCGGCGGCGGCGGGGUCCGGUUUCGUCCCCGUGGCGGUGCGGAGGCUGCCCAGCAUGGAGCGGGCUCCCCAGGGAACAUUCCAAGAUGAGCUGGAGUGGUGUAUUUCACAGCUGGAGGCAAAUCUCCUUUGCCUCAACCCAACUCCAAAACAAGCGGAGGAGGCACAGCACGUUCUCAAGAUUCUGUACUCUCGUGAGACUCCUCUUGUGAAGAAGCGACAAGUGAUGAACCAUGUUUUUGGGGAUUAUCAUCUCAAGAUGGCUGAGGACCAGAAAAGCAUGAAGAAAGCAGGUGUGAAACCUGGUGAUGUGGAAGUACAGCAAAGUAAUGGACAGCCUUCAGGUGGUGUUGUAUAUGGGAAACAAUCUGACCAAAUCUCUGAGGCAAAGCCAAAGUGGUUCAUAUCAUCUGACAACAGCCUUACACUUUCUGAGAUUGGCCCAGAAGCAACUGGCACACCUUUGGAAGCAGUCCCUGGUGUCAAUGGUGCUGAGCAGAUACAAACCAAUGUAAGAGCCACCAAGCAGGAGAACUGCAAUGGAGUCUUGAGUUUUGCUGCCUCUGGACAAGAACCCAAGUCUGCCUUCAACUUUGUCAUCCCAGGUGAAGACUGUCCUCUGGUUCCAUUAGUUCCAGCAAGCCAACACAUAGAGUGUACAGCAGCUCAUGAAGUGCUGACUAAUUCACUGCCUACUGAACCAGCAGGUAUGCCACAGAUUUCAACCUUGCAGAAGCCUGAGCUGAGUCAAACUGCAGGUAGCGCACCCAAAGAGGAUAGAAGCCACGUCACGUUAAAGAUCCCCCAACCAGAGACUGCUCCUGGAGAUGAGACAGUGACAGAGAAAUCAACAGGAGAUGGAGCUGCCCAGAAGAAGAAAAAGAAGAAGAAGCAAAAAACAUCUGUCAGUAAAAAGGAGAUAGGAGAAACUGAGGUCAACAGGAAGGCAAAGGCAGAAGCCAACAGAUGUCAGAAUAAAGAUACUUCCCACCAGGAUGAGACCUCUCAGCAGUCAGAUGACCAGCUGUGGAAAGAGGUGGACUGGUGCGUGGAACAGCUGGAACUUGGCCUGAAGACACAGAAGUCCACCCCAAAGCAGGUCGAGGAGGCUCUCCGUGCGAUCAAGACACUGCGCAAUGACAAAGCUCCACUGGUGAAGAAGCGUCAGCUCAUGAGAGCCAUGUUUGGAGACUACAGGAAGAAGAUGGAGGAGGAGUGGUGCAAAGAGCUGAAGCUCAUGGAAACAGCUGUGAAAUCUGCCAGGGUCGUGGAAGUGAAGGGAAACAUCCGCAACAAGAAUGGCCAGUUCAUCCGGAAGUGCUCAGGAGCUUGCAGGAAAAGCCAAGGUUCAGCAGGAUACCCUUCAGAGUCACCCAGGACACUGAAUACAGGCUCAUUCAAAUUCACAGCUUCCCAAGAAAAGUUUUGCUUUAAUUUCUUGUAGGAAAGUCAUUUAGUCUAAAACUGGCUAAAAACUGCGCCCAAUCUCUGUAAACCUAAAAACAGUGGAAAGGUGCCGUGCAGUAGAAAAUGUUACACAAGAAUCUCUGUGUAUUUCCAAAAGAAAGGAUCCUCUUUCGGAGUGCCUUAUCUAGAGAUUUAAACAGAUCUGCAUACUACACAUAUGACCCCAAGACUCAGUAUACAUAGUCAUCCUCUGUUGUCACAGUGUAGAAAGGCACUUUUGCAGAAGAUCGGCACAGAGUCUGGAAGGAUCUGUUUUUCUUUCUGUAGAAUUGGCAUUAACGUAAGAAUAUGUCUUUUAUACUGGGAGAUUUUCCCAUUCUCCUAUUGCUUUUAAAUAAACCAGACCUUAUAUAGCAGAUGAGGCAGCGAUGCAUACAGAACUGAAUGGUUUAUAAUUAAGAUCCAGCUUCUGUGAAGAUAAAAGCAGUGUAAGCAUACUGGAUAGUUGAAUGCUUCCACUCCAUAUGAGUCUGUGAAUGCAGCUGCUGGUAUCCAGAAGACACUGGACAGUGUGUGUAGUCACUGCCAUCUAGAGCAUAUGAGUUCAGGAUCUUGGAGGAAAAUAAGUAAGAAUCAUCCUUGGUCAUUCAUCUCUUUAAUUGACAAGUAUAGUCUUAAAAGAGAGCUGCAAAUGCUGAUUUAAUCUAGCCUAGGGAUAUAAGGACAGUUGUUUCCAGACAGCGAGAGUUUUGUGGCUAAAGCCAGGUUCUGGCCUGCUAGGAAGGAUGCACAAUGAGUUCUUAAAAAAAGAAGUUUAUAAGUAGCCCAGUUACAACCACCAGUGACUCAGAGGAUAGAUCAGCUGCAUGUCAAACCUUGGGUGGUGGUAAAAUGAACUGUAAGAGCCCGAAGAUUCUCUUGCAUUUGGUUUGUAUUAAAUUUUUGCUUUCUGAACA
Phalacrocorax carbo (great cormorant) is the source of this 2573-nucleotide messenger RNA. The record is from RefSeq and is a predicted model, not a curated record. Lineage: Eukaryota; Metazoa; Chordata; Aves; Suliformes; Phalacrocoracidae.